UACAGGCUAAAUGCAAGCGAGUUGGAUUAGCUCAGAUAGACAUCUUGGUUGUCAUUGAUGAGUUGGGGUGAAGGGCCUAACGCCUUGACUAUGACAGUGUGAUUUUUUGCAAUGUCAUUUAGGGAUUAAUGGGAGCUCUCUAUGUUUUCAUAGGAUUUUGGUAAUGCACCAUGUUUUCCCACAGGAAGUUGCAUGGUGCAUGAGUAAGUGGGUCAAUGACACGUCUGUGCUUCUUGCAGGUGUUUGCGGUUGCUGUGGAGCUCUGCGGCCAAGAUACAAGAGGCUAGUGGACAAUAUCUUCCCUGAGGACUCUGAGGAUGGGCUAGUGAAAGCCAACAUGGAGAAGCUGACCUUCUACGCCCUGUCUGCACCAGAAAAGCUGGACCGAAUUGGUGCAUAUCUUGCAGAGAGACUGAGCAGAGAUGUGGCCAGGCACCGAUAUGGGUAUGUGUGCAUUGCAAUGGAGGCUCUAGACCAGCUCCUGAUGGCCUGUCACUGCCAAAGUAUCAACUUGUUUGUGGAGAGUUUUCUCAAGAUGGUGGCCAAGCUUCUCGAGUCUGACAAAGCAGCAUUGCAGAUCCUGGGAACAAAUUCGUUCAUAAAGUUUGCAAACAUUGAAGAGGACACCCCAUCAUACCAUCGAAGCUACGACUUUUUUGUUUGUCGGUUCAGUGAGAUGUGUCACUCAGGACAUGACGAUGUUGCUGACAGGACCAAAAUCCGUAUGUCUGGAAUAAAGGGUCUGCAGGGCGUGGUGAGAAAGACAGUCAAUGAUGAGCUGCAAGCCAACAUCUGGGAACCCCAGCACAUGGAUAAGAUCGUCCCCUCACUGCUCUUCAAUUUGCAGCAGGUAGAGGAUGCAGACAGCCGAUCUCCAUCCCCACUGCAAGCAACUGAGAAGGAGAAGGAGAGUCCCGCUGCUCUGGCAGAAGGUUGUCUCCGGGAGCUGCUGGGCAGAGCUGCCUACGGAAACAUCAAAAAUGCCAUCAAGCCAGUUUUAAUGCACUUGGAUAACCAUUCACUGUGGGAGCCAAAGCUGUUUGCGGUGCACUGCUUCAAGAUCAUCAUGUAUUCCGUUCAGUCGCAACAUUCCCAUCUGGUCAUACAGCAGCUGGUAGGACACCUGGAUGCCAACAGUAAGAGCGCCGCCAAAGUACGUACUGGCAUUGUGGAGGUGCUGUCCGAGUCCGCUGUGAUUGCAGCCGCUGGCUCUGUAGGGCCCACGGUGCUGGAGGUGUUCAACAUAUUGCUACGACAUCUGCGCCUCAGCAUUGAUUAUGAAGUCACGGGCAAAUAUGAUUCCACCAUUAACAUCAGCAACCAGAUCAUCAAAGAGCAUGAGGAGCGAGUGUUUCAGGAGGCUGUGAUCAAGACCAUUGGUGUUUUUGCCAAUACCUUGCCUGCCUAUCAAAGGUCUGAAGUCAUGUUGUUCAUCAUGGGAAAAGUUCCACUUCCAACAGUUCACCAGGCCCUGGACUUGAGAAAACCAGGGGAUGAUGCGAAUCGUAUGAUUCAGUUGAUGCUGCUGAAAUCUCUCCUCCAGGUAACGAUUGGGUUCCAGAGCAAGAACCUGUUAGCAACCCUGCCCACCUCCUUCUUGGAGUCUCUUCUGUCUGCCUCAUUAAUGGAAGAUACAGAACUUCGACUCCUGGUCAUCGAGAUCCUCCUCAGUCUGAUCGACCGACAAGAAAACAGGCGCAAGCUCUCUCACGUCAGUCUUAUUUCCGAUAUCUCUGCCCUGAUGCUGAAGGUAGAAAAAUGCUCUCGACAGGAUACACUCUUCAUGAAGAAGCACUCACAGACCUUGUACAGAUAUAUCUACAUGAGCUGCAAGCAGCAGAAUAACUCUUACAUCCAUUACGAUGCCAUCUAUGCCAUGUUGGCCAUCAUCAGUAUGGAGCUAGCCAAUGAAGAGGUGGUGGUGGACCUGAUCCGUGUGGUAUUGGCCCUUCAGGAACUUUCCCUCAACAAUGAUGAUUGCCUGCCUGUGUGGAACCGUUGUGCAAUACAUGCCCUUGCCUCUGCUUACCUGCACUUCAUCAGCCAGCUCACCACCCUACCAGCCUUCUGCCAGAACAUCCAGCAGGUGAUUGAGACACGUCAAACGGCAGCACUAUACCUUUUACCUGAAGGAGUCUUUGAAUCUGAAAACAGUAUUCCGCAGUCCAUGGACAAAUUGGAGAAGGAGCUGCUGUUCUUGCAGAAUGAGAUCAGUGAGGCUUUUGCAGGUAGUGGCUACAGCUCCGACAGGCUGGGAAUCCCCUACAUCCCCCAAUUCACAGAUGAAGACCGCUUAUCAAAGAGGAAGAGCAUUGGUGAGACCAUCUCUCUGCAGGUGGAAGUGGAAUCUCGCAAUAGUCCGGAAAAGGAAGAGAAGAUGCCAGCUGAGGAAAUCACAUACGAAACCCUGAAGAAAGCAAUAGUAGAUGGUGGAGCAAUGGAGGAGCAGGAGAGGGAGAGGAGGCGGCUGGUGGUGGAGAAGUUUCAGAAGGCUCCAUUUGAAGAGAUAGCAGCCCACUGUGGAGCAAGGGCAACUAUUCUGCAGAGUAAGCUAAAUCAAAUCUUUGAGAUAACUGUAAGGCCUCCUCCGAGCCCAUCAGGCUCAACCAUUGGUUACGGCCAGACGCCGCCCCGCUCCGUGCCCGUGUACGAGAUGAAGUUCCCAGACCUUUGUGUGUACUAACAGAGCAGGUUGCAGAGCAGCAGAUCGGUGGAAUGUUGGGUCCCCUCCCAUCCAUGGGAUGGGGGCAGCUGCAUCGAACGUCUCAAAAACCAUCCCACAGAACGCCAGCCGUCACCUCGCUGUUGUGCCCGUUGGCGCAAACAUGGUCAUCCUUUAGUGCUUUGUCAUGAAGUCACGUGUCAAUGCACGGCCUGUGCUAACUAACCCCUGAUCACAGAUAAGCUUUACUAGAGCUUGCUGCUUCCUGUAGUGUGAGUGCAGAGCACCACUGCAGGCAGCAGUGAAGGAGCUGGCAUCAUCAACCCAUACAACACAUGCCUACUGAUAGUCACUCUCCGAUACCAUGUCGAUAGCCUCUCAGAUACCACAAUCUCAAUGCAGGCUCUCUGGCCCACAGCAGUCCUGGUUUGAUGCUUGGGGUAAGGAAUGGGAUAGCUACAAUCAAUUGAACGUUCAGAAUAACCUGUCAACUCAGUGGUGGUGCUGAGAGUUUGUUUAUCCUGUUGCCCUCGUCAAUGUUGGUGUGUUUUGUUUCUGCUGAUGUACUCUGGUCUCCCAGCAUCGGUGCCGGGGAGAGCUCUGAAAUCGCCGAGGUUACGAGGAUCGGAGAGUGGAGCGGUGCUUGUAGCUCUAAAUCGUUGCUUCCUUGCAGAAAGCUUAGAAGAUGCUUUCAUUUAAAAUCCAUUUCAUUGAUCGUGAAAAUAAUAAAACGUGCAGAUGCUAGAAAUCUGAAAUAAAACCAAAACUCUGGAAACACUCAUGAGGUCUGGCAGCAGCUGUGGAAGGAGGAACAGUUAACAUCUCAGAUGAAAGAUCUCUCAUUAGCUGUUCGGACCAAGUGUCUAGGCUGAAAGGUGAACGGUCUCCUACACAGAUGCUUGCCAUACCUAAAGAGUGAUUUCAGAGUGUUCUGGUUAUGUGUCAUUGGUCAUCUGUCUUAUCAGAACUCUGCCAGCUCCUAUACUGGAAGCUUACAACACAACAACAGCCUGCACUCAACAGCAGACAUCCCCAGCAUGGAGCCCUGCUCUCAGACCAUUGCCAUCAGUGAAUAUUAAAAACCAAUGUUCAAACCUUCA
Amblyraja radiata (thorny skate) is the source of this 3762-nucleotide messenger RNA. Its product is annotated as protein EFR3 homolog B. The record is from RefSeq and is a predicted model, not a curated record. Gene Ontology annotation, cellular component: plasma membrane. Gene Ontology annotation, biological process: protein localization to plasma membrane. The coding region runs from base 164 to 2683 and encodes 839 amino acids. Lineage: Eukaryota; Metazoa; Chordata; Chondrichthyes; Rajiformes; Rajidae. The transcript has 22 exons.